Odocoileus virginianus texanus is the source of this 3102-nucleotide messenger RNA. RefSeq names its product SH3 domain containing 21 (gene MNMIP1). The record is from RefSeq and is a predicted model, not a curated record. Gene Ontology annotation, biological process: cell migration; actin filament organization. NCBI's taxonomy places the organism in Eukaryota, Metazoa, Chordata, Mammalia, Artiodactyla, Cervidae. Gene Ontology annotation, molecular function: protein binding.
GCACGAGCCUUGAAAGCUCCCGAAGUUGCCUUCCUGUCUUCCCCUGAGGAGAAUCCUGAGGUGUUUCUUGAAACCAAGCUAGGCCCAGUGGCCUGAAGAAAGGGUUUUUAAGCUCCUCCUCUCCCCUUGAAGGGACCACAGGGAUGAAUACACCUCCCAAAGAAAGCAGCAAUAACUUUGUGCACACUGAGCAACCACCCGCUCCACCCAUCCAGGACCCGUCUGAGAGCGGUUGCUGCCUGCUGGGGGCCCCACCCUGGUAUGCUGUCUCGACUCCCAUGCAGCUAAAAGCCAGGAGAGUGUAAGCCAGGGACGGCUCUGUGCCAAUGGCGAGUGGGAGACUCGGCCAAGGCUGGGAUAAGGAGGGGAGGUAGCUGGGCAGAUAGCUUGUGCGGGAGCUGUGACCCCAGCACUGGCCAGAGGUCCUGGAGUACUUACCCAUAGUUGGGGGGCCGAGCCUGCCGAUCCGGGCCGCCCCCUCCUACACCCACUCCCUGCACCUGGAGCCCAACCUAUGGGCUUGCGUCUCCGCCUCCUUGGCUUCACAAUCUCGCGGUUAGUCCCACCCUACCUGGACCCAGUACUCGGCUGCCAACGCUACCACACCAUCCUUCCCUGCUCGGCUCCGGAAGGAGCCCCGGAAGCCAUGGAGGUGCUGGUCCUGGCCGGAUAUCGCGCGCAAAAGGAGGACGAGCUGAGCCUGGCGCCUGGUGACGUGAUCCGGCAGGUGCGCAAGGGGCCCGCACGGGGCUGGAUGCGUGGAGAGCUGGGGGGCCGCUGUGGCCUCUUCCCGGAGUCCCUGGUGCAGGAGAUCCCGGAGACUCUCCGCUGCUCGGGGGAGACGCCGAGACCGCGCUGUGCGCGCCGCCGAGGUCGCUCAGUCAAAUUUCUGGGCCCCCGAAGAUGGUGCAAGGCAAACUUCAACUACACCCCGGAGCAGGCGGACGAGCUGCAGUUGCAAGCUGGGGAGAUUGUGGAAGUGAUAAAGGAGAUUGAGGACGGCUGGUGGCUGGGGAAGAAGAAUGGGCAGCUGGGAGCCUUCCCAUCCAACUUUGUGGAGUUGCUGGACAGUGGGCCCCCAAGCCUUGGCAAUCGAGACAUCCCUUCAAUCAUCCUUGGUCCCCAGCGGCCUCAGAAGCUGAGCAGCCUGACCUAUGACAGCCCUCCAGACUACCUGCAGACAGUCUCCUACCCCGAGACCUACAGGGUCAUGUUUGACUACCAUCCUGAGGCCCCAGACGAGUUGGCGCUUCGGAGGGGUGAUGAGGUGAAAGUACUGAGGAAGGUCACAGAGGAUAAGGGCUGGUGGGAAGGAGAGUCUCAAGGCAGAAGAGGACUUUUCCCGGAUAACUUUGUGCUCCCACCACCCCCAGUCAAGAAGCUGGUCCCACGGAAAGUGGUAUCUCAGGAAUCAGCUUCUGUUAAGGAACCCAAAAAGAUGAUGCCCAAAACAGUCCUCCCUACAGUCAAGAAGCUGAUGACAGCUCCCAGUGAGCCCAGCAAAACCAAGCCAUCUUGGACACCCAGCGGAGACAGUCAGAAGCGCCCCUCCCGAAACUCCAGCUCCAACAGCAGUUUCCAGCCUGGCAGAAAGCGAUCCAAGACACAGGCUUCCCAGCAACGCCCUGCAGCCAGUCAGGAUGAAAAGCAGAGGCGCCUUACAAAGGGCCCUCGUGUGAAUACAACCCCAAUUCUGAACAAGACCACCAGCCCAGAGAAGACACCAACUCUGGAUAGGGCCCCCAGACCAGAGAAGACCCCACCUCCAGAUAAGACCCCCAGUCCAGAGAAGACUCUGUCUCCAGAUAAGUCCCCUAACUCAGAGAAGACCCCACCUCCAGUUAAGACCCCCAGUCCAGAGAAGACUCUGUCUCCAGAUAAGUCCCCUAACCCAGAAAAGACUCCACCUUCAGAAAAGAACCCCACUCCAGAGGAAACCCUAAUUCCAGAGAAGGUCCCUACCCUCGAGGAGACCCCAACCCUGGAGGACAACACCCCUAGUCCAGACAGGGCCCUUUCUGGGCAUGAGGCCCAGGUCCCAGAAGUCCUACUUGAAGAUGAGGCCUUUGGUCCAAAGAUGGCCCCUCCGGGGGAUGAGGCCCCCACCCUAGGAAAGGUCUUGACCCCGGAGCCUGUGCUCUCUGAAGAGGCCUCCGCUGGAGACAACAGUCAGUUCCAUCACUUCUCUCCGGAGGAAGACCCCCCGCCAAACGCCAGGUCUCUUGAGGCCAGUGAGGCUCAAUCUCAAGAGGAGGUGCACACACCAGAGGAGCCCUCCCUCGGCUUGGUGAAACAGCCCCUGGAGAGGAGGGCCAGCUCCCCUCUCCAGUCCAAGUCCAACGCCAAGUCAGGGUCCGCGCCUGCCCUUGAGAAGGCCUCCCCUCAGGAAGAGCUGACGAUCCUCCCGGAGGAGGCACCACCGAAGGCUGAGACUACCCUCAAAGAGCAGGAGUCUCCCAAAGAAGGGGUGCCCUCCAAAGAGGUAACCCCUGCCCAGCAGAAUGCGGAGCCCCAAACGCCCCCUACCCUGCACUCCUCGGUCCCGCCAAAUCUCACAGACCGCAGAAGCGACGGAGACGACAUGUUGAGGAUAAAGGACCAGGUGGAGGCUUUGAGGAGGUCGCUGGAGCAGAUGGGGGUGCAGCUGGAAAAGAAACUGAUGGACAUCUCGGAGGAGCUGAAGAGCGAGCGGGAGAAGCGCCUACUGCUGGAGGUUCAGAUGAAGCAGAGGACCCGGGACUUCAUCCACGCGCAGACUCAGACGCACUGAGGGUGGGCCCGGGAGGGACUGUGGCGGGACCUGGAGCGAAGUCAGGCUCCGGCCACCCACGUCCUUGCACACGUCUUCGGAAAACGCCGGAAAGUAAACUGCCGAACUGUGAUGAGCACAAUGAUGGGAAAUAAAGCCGGGGAAGAGGUGAGGGAAGACCCAGCGGACACGGCCAGGCACAGCUCCCGGCUGGCUUCUCUCUGAAGCUAUCUCCUCGAGGACACUGGGGAUCAGGCAGUCACUAACACAGUAGGACUUCUCUCAGCGUGUGACACCCAGUGAGGGCAGACCCAGCCUCCUCUCGUUUGCUUUGCCAGAAAUUAAUCAGACGG